Lottia gigantea (owl limpet) is the source of this 1731-nucleotide messenger RNA. RefSeq lists its product as hypothetical. NCBI's taxonomy places the organism in Eukaryota, Metazoa, Mollusca, Gastropoda, Lottiidae. The record is from RefSeq and is a predicted model, not a curated record. The transcript has a single exon. Bases 1 to 1731 code for a protein of 576 amino acids. Gene Ontology annotation, molecular function: Wnt receptor activity; Wnt-protein binding. Gene Ontology annotation, biological process: non-canonical Wnt signaling pathway; canonical Wnt signaling pathway. Gene Ontology annotation, cellular component: plasma membrane.
AUGUAUACGAGAGUGACUUUAUUAACGUUUGUGGCUUUGUUACUGGGAAUUGAAAAUUCAGGUCGAGUAUGGAGUAGCACGGUACACACAAAGAUAACUGAUCAAGAAUUGGAACCGCAUGGAAAAUGUGAGCCAAUUACCAUUCCCUUGUGUAAAGACAUUCAAUAUAAUGAAACCAUUAUGCCAAAUAUUCUGAACCAUCAGAAACAAGACGAUGCUGGUUUAGAAGUGCAUCAAUUUUUUCCAUUGGUUAAAGUGCAGUGUUCAACCAAAUUGAAAUUUUUCCUGUGCACCAUGUAUGUUCCAGUUUGUACUGUUUUGGAAGAUGCUAUUCCGCCUUGCAGACCCUUGUGCAAUCAGGCAAGAGAUGGUUGUGAAAGUUUAAUGAACAAAUUUGGUUUUGAAUGGCCUGAAAGUUUAAAGUGUGAAAAACUUCCAGUGUCAGGAUUAUGUGUUGGUGAAAAUAUCACAGAGCCAACAUCCCAGAGGCCACCUACUGGACCUGAUAUACGCCCACCUUAUACUGGCAAACCAGGGUUUGGAUCUACCAACCCACCCGUUACCUACAAACCCUACCCUGGUAAAAAUAGAACCAGAAGCUUUAACUGUCCAGAUGAAUUGAGGGUUCCACGAGGCUUUGAUUACAGCAUUAAAAUUGGAGAUCAUCUUGAAACAGAUUGUGGUUCUCCUUGCUAUAAUACAUUUUUCAAAUCUGAGAAGCGAGAAUUUGCUCGAUGGUGGAUUGGAGUUUGGUCCUGUAUUUGUCUGGCAUCAACCCUGUUUACAGUGCUAACAUUCUUGAUCGACAUGCAGAGAUUCCGGUAUCCAGAACGUCCAAUCAUCUUCCUGUCUGGUUGCUAUUUUAUGGUAGCUAUGGCUUAUGUUGUGGGAUUUGCUCUUAGGGAAGAAGUUGCUUGCAUGGACCCCUUCGAUCCCCCCACAGACACCAAAGUUCCUGUUCCUAAGGAGAAAAUGGUAUCUAUCAUAACCCAAGGCACAAAGAAGGAAGGCUGUACAAUAUUGUUUAUGAUGUUGUACUUCUUCAGUAUGGCCAGUUCAAUUUGGUGGGUUAUUCUCACCCUCACUUGGUUUUUGGCAGCUGGAAUGAAAUGGGGUCAUGAAGCCAUUGAGGCCAACUCACAAUAUUUCCAUUUGGCUGCCUGGGCUGUUCCUGCUAUUAAAACUAUUGCUAUUUUAGCAAUGGGAAAAGUUGAUGGAGAUGUUCUGAGUGGUGUCUGUUUUACAGGAAUAUUUGAUGUGGAUGCUUUACGUGGGUUUGUGUUGGCUCCUCUUGUAGUCUAUCUGAUCAUUGGAACCUCAUUCUUACUCGCAGGAUUUGUGUCACUGUUCCGUAUUCGAACAAUUAUGAAAAGUGACGGCACAAAAACUGAUAAACUUGAAAAACUGAUGGUGCGUAUAGGAAUUUUUUCUGUAUUAUACACUGUCCCAGCAACUAUCGUGAUCGCUUGCUAUUUUUACGAACAAUCUUUCAGAGAAAAGUGGAUGGUGACAUGGUGGGCCACCACUUGUGAGGGAUACCACAGACCGUGUCCUCAAAACUUAACCUCUAAGCCAUGGCCAGACUUUAAUGUUUUUAUGAUCAAAUACCUCAUGACAGUCAUAGUGGGCAUCACUUCAGGUGUCUGGAUUUGGACGGGUAAAACUUUCAUGUCCUGGAGAAAUUUUUACGGACGGAUCUUUUCUCCGAAAGCAAACGAAUCUGUGGUUUGA